Molecule: messenger RNA, 3078 nt
Organism: Sceloporus undulatus (fence lizard)
Lineage: Eukaryota; Metazoa; Chordata; Lepidosauria; Squamata; Phrynosomatidae
Gene: PI16
Product: peptidase inhibitor 16
Exons: 5
Coding region: 1-1452 (483 amino acids)
Cellular component (GO): extracellular region
Source: RefSeq, a predicted model, not a curated record
AUGCUGAGCUCAGGCCUGCGAAUUCCCCUGCUCCCCCCCUUCCUCCUCCUGUUGCUCACAGCCAUGCAACUGAGCUGGUCCUUUACAAGUGAGGACAAGAAGUUGAUCGUGGACCUGCACAAUCAGUACCGGACUAAGGUUUCGCCUCCAGCUGCAGACAUGAGGAAAAUGAACUGGGAUCCAGAACUGGAAACCUUUGCCAAAGACUAUGCAACCAAAUGCAUCUGGGAACACAACAAGGAGAGAGGCCGUCGAGGCGAGAAUCUCUUUGCCAUGUCUGGAGACCUGGAGGUGAAGACAAUUGUGGAAAGCUGGUACAAUGAGUACCAGUAUUAUAAUAUGACUACAUUAACAUGUGAAGAAGGACAGAUGUGUGGUCACUAUACACAGGUGGUUUGGGCAAACAGUGAACGCGUUGGCUGCGGGACAGUCUUCUGUGAAACCCUGGAAGUUCUGAAUGACACUGAUAUGCAUUUGGUAGUCUGCAACUAUGAGCCUCCGGGGAAUGUAAAAGGACACAAACCGUACAAGGAAGGAGAGCCGUGUUCCAUGUGUCCAGAAGGCUACUCAUGUAAGGACUCACCUCUCUGUGAACCCAGUGCUGAUGAGGAAGAAACUACUGCAUCCCCUGAACCUUCAGAACCGGAACCAACUGCUACCUUGAGUGACAGUGCAGCUCCCCAAGACAUCACAACAGGUUCAGCACCAGAUAUAUCAGAAAGUACACAAAUUGGCAUAGAAAUAGGAUCUGAAACCCCAAUGGCUGAAGGGCCAACUGCUUCCCCAACUUUACACUUGGACCAUAGAGCAUCUCCAGAACUUCAGAGAGACUCGGAUGGGACUGUUCCCUCUUUGGUGACUACAGGACUCCUAGAGGACCUAACUGUCAGUCCUGGCACCCUAAAAACAGGAACUAAACAAGACACCUAUUCAGAGAGUCCGCCAUCUGAUGACCUAGCUGCACCCAAACCCACCAUGGAGCAGACUCUUACUACCAUUGCACCAGUGCAUUCUAGCCCCAAAAUACCCUCUACUCCUAAACCACCAACCCUUCCCAAACCGCCAUCCAUCCCCAAACCACCUUCUGUUGCUAAGCCUCCUUCCUACCCUAAACCUCCCUCUGACCCCAAGCUUCCCCCCAUCUCUAAAAAACCUGCAAGUCAUCGUUUGUCAGCUUAUGCCAAAGCUAUAAAGAGGCAAAGCAAUGCUAUUCAGUCCUCUGCCGGUAAGACAGCUUCAGUCUCUGUCUGCCUGCCCUGCCUUGGAUGUAAACAGAUUAGCCAACCUGAAGAAAUAAAGGUUGCACUGAAAGAGCUGACCUUCCGAUACCCCUACGCUCCUUGUUUUUCCUCCCUUCCCCGGUGGCAGAGGCAUAGCAAGUGCAGCUGGUGUGGACACACUUGGGGGAAUGCACUUAGGAAAGCUAGGCCUUACUGGCUCAACACUUUAUAGCAGUGUAUAUAAUUAAAGGUAUUUAGAGAGCCAGCAUGUCAUAGUGGUUUGAGUGCUGGACUGUGACUCUGACGACUAGGGUUUGAUUCCUCGCUCGGCCAUGAAGCCCACUGUGUGACCUUGGACAUGUCACAUGCCUUCAGCCUCAGGGGGAAGGCAAUGGCACACCUCCUCUGAAAAAAUCUUGCCUUAGGGUCUCCACAGGUCAGAAAUGACUUGAAGGUACACAACAACAGCAAUAAGCAGAGCCCUUCAUCUUUGGUGCACACAUGUACAUUUGGUGCAUGCAUGCACAUGUGCAGGCAUGUCUGUUCUCUUUUUUGCACUUUUCUGAGGGCAAUAGGAAUGUUGCAUGUCCAGGGGUCUGACCUAGGGGUAGACAGUGGCAAUGGGGCUUUCAAUGAAGCUGGAGGGGGGUUGGGUUGAUGUGGUUUCUUUUUAUAGACCUCAUGCUUUCUCACAGUAAGGCAUGCGGCACAUGUCAGGUUUCUUUUUCUACUUUCCUUUUGCACAAGUUUUUCUGGGGCUAGUGUGUAGAAUGACUAGAGCCCAGGCACAUAAGACUGUCAUGAAACCCCAUACCACCAAGGGACACAACUGUGAUGCAUGGGAGUUUUCAUAAUUAUCCAUAUUACUCCAUAUGCCCUCUAUCUGAGUGCCACUGGACAUAUUUAUUUAUAGGAUUAUGUCUGCAUAUUAUUCCUUUGUCUUCCAUUCUGCCUGGGAACAAGAAAGUCCACACAUGAACUAUGAGCAGUUUCUGCUUGUCAACCCAUUCCUUGUCCAAAGGACCAUAGAUGGUAAGAACCUGAAUAUUGCAAGCAGAACAAAUUAUAUAGGAUAUUUAAAUGUAUAAACCUUCAGUUUAUUCCAAAUUGUGAAUUUGUGCCCCUCCCCCGGUAACAACUUUUUUGCCCAGAAUAUAUUGCUGUGGUCUUAUAAGGUAAUUGGUCAUGCCCAGUGGGAAUGUCCCACAAGCUGAAGUGGCCUGUGUGGAUGCAAGGAAAGUGAAUACCUGAUUAGGGAGACUGAUGUGAGGCUCUAUAGAAACAUAGUGUAUGUAUAUGAGCUACAUCUGACCAUAAAUAAAUGAUGACGUGCACAAGGCUCCAAUAUUUGUGAGUGAGACUGAAUUAUACCUAUGUUGAGCUGAAUUAGUUGUGCCAGGUUCUUUCUCUUCCUUAACAGAAGUCUACAUUGCCACAAUUAUUUAGUUCACACAGCACUAUUAGUGAUCUGUUGGCCCAUUCUCCAAAUGCCUAUCUAAAGAGCUGGCCCUCUUGUUUCAUCCUUACCGCACUAACACAAUAUCAUGAUCUUUCAGAGGGUUUGUUUGCAUUGACCUGAAUUCACAAUAAGGAUCAGGUCUCUCUCAUAUGCAUCUUUAGCUGUAUGCAGAGGUCUUGCAUGACACACACCUCCUUGUUUCCAUUGUUUUGGAUCUGCAUGGAACCAGUACAGGUCCAUUUCUCUUCAGCUGAUGCUUGAUUUCUCCUCUUCUGUUUUUUGAAAAAAUUAAAGCAGGUGGCAGUGAUACUGAAGAUCUGCUGAUGGAUCCACCCAGGGAAGAGUCUGAGCAGCCUACUUGUUCAAACUGCAAUUCUUUCUUGUCAUUCUCUUCUCUUU